UGAAGAAACUGCACCUGUAGUUAUGCAGGGAGGAGAAAAUGCGAGUGUAAACAGCAUUACUAGCCCAGAAGAAUGCAUUCGUGGUAAUCAUAAUGCCCGAAGCUCUCAGGUCUUUUGGCAAGACAACGUUGAUCCUGAUAACAUGACUUAUGAGGAAUUGCUUGAUUUAGGUGAGGCAGUUGGAACCCAAAGUCGAGGUCUUUCUCAAGAACUUAUUUCAACACUUCCAAUAUCAAAGUACAAAUGUGGCUUCUUCAGAACAAAAGCGCGAAAUGAACGAUGUGUUAUUUGUCAGAUGGAAUAUAAAAGAGGGGAGCGGCAGAUCACUCUGCCAUGCAAACAUAUUUACCAUGCUGGCUGUGGCGCUAGAUGGCUUAGCAUCAAUAAGGCGUGCCCAGUGUGCUAUACUGAAGUAUUUGGUGAUGAAUCAAGGCACUAGGUCUCGUAUGGGCAGAAAGAGAGAGUAUGCCUUCUGUCCUGGCUUGUCCGCUUUUUGACCUAUGGUCUGUCACCUUGAGUUUGUUCCUCCCCCCCCCCCCCCCCACACCACCACAAAACUUCCAUACAUAGCUAGAAGAGGACACUUGUUACUCAUCUUUUCUACUAUUCUUUCCCCCACCCCCCUCUUAUUUGUUUUUCUUCUCCCCUUGCCCAGUUGCCCCUUUACUAUUGUUAGGUUUGAUAAAAUUGGUAGUAAUGAACAAUCCAGACUUGGUUUCUCCAAA
Messenger RNA from Macadamia integrifolia, 725 nucleotides. Its product is annotated as E3 ubiquitin-protein ligase BIG BROTHER-like. Gene Ontology annotation, biological process: negative regulation of organ growth; protein ubiquitination. Lineage: Eukaryota; Viridiplantae; Streptophyta; Magnoliopsida; Proteales; Proteaceae. Gene Ontology annotation, molecular function: ubiquitin conjugating enzyme binding; ubiquitin-protein transferase activity. The record is from RefSeq and is a predicted model, not a curated record.